Messenger RNA from Asparagus officinalis (garden asparagus), 2185 nucleotides. RefSeq names its product dynamin-related protein 1E-like. NCBI's taxonomy places the organism in Eukaryota, Viridiplantae, Streptophyta, Magnoliopsida, Asparagales, Asparagaceae. The coding region runs from base 73 to 1923 and encodes 616 amino acids. The transcript has 15 exons. Gene Ontology annotation, molecular function: microtubule binding; GTPase activity; GTP binding. Gene Ontology annotation, cellular component: microtubule; membrane; cytoplasm. The record is from RefSeq and is a predicted model, not a curated record.
AAAUUUCCAUUAUAACACCGUUCUCCUCACCUAAUCGAUCCCUUUCAAAAUUCUAGGGUUAGGGUUUCGAAAAUGACGACGAUGGAGAGCUUGAUCGGCCUCGUCAACAGGAUCCAGAGAGCCUGCACUGUGCUCGGCGACCACGGCGGCGCCGACGGCGCUCUUCCCACUCUAUGGGAGGCUCUCCCCUCCGUCGCCGUCGUCGGAGGCCAGAGCUCGGGGAAAUCCUCGGUUUUGGAGAGCAUCGUUGGGCGUGAUUUCCUCCCUCGUGGAUCUGGGAUUGUGACGAGGAGGCCGUUGGUGCUCCAACUUCACAAGACGGAGGACGGGCAGCCUGAGUAUGCGGAGUUUCUUCACAUGCCGAGGAGAAAGUUCACUGAUUUUUCUCUUGUACGCAAGGAAAUUCAAGAUGAAACUGAUAGGAUGACAGGAAAAAGCAAGCAAAUUUCACCAAUUCCCAUUCAUCUCAGUAUUUACUCUCCAAACGUUGUGAAUUUAACACUGAUUGAUCUACCUGGUCUAACUAAGGUUGCUGUAGAGGGGCAGCCUGAGACCAUUGUUGAGGAUAUUGAAAGCAUGGUCCGCACAUAUGUUGAGAAGCCGAACUGUAUUAUACUAGCAAUUUCCCCUGCGAAUCAAGAUAUUGCGACAUCUGAUGCCAUCAAACUUGCUAGGGAAGUUGAUCCAACAGGGGACAGAACAUUUGGAGUCGUAACAAAACUUGAUCUAAUGGACAAGGGAACUAAUGCACUCGAUGUUCUUGAAGGAAGAUCUUACAGGCUGCAGCACCCUUGGGUUGGAAUUGUUAAUCGUUCACAGGCAGAUAUAAAUAAGAAUGUUGACAUGAUGGUUGCCAGGCGAAGAGAACGAGAGUACUUCUCAAGUAGUCCUGAAUAUUCACACUUAGCCAGUAAAAUGGGUUCUGAAUAUCUUGCGAAACUUCUAUCUAGGCAUCUAGAAUCUGUGAUCAAGGCACGAAUUCCAAGUAUCACAUCAUUGAUAAAUAAAAGCAUUGAUGACCUUGAAUCAGAAUUGGACCAUCUUGGUAGACCCAUUGCUGUUGAUGCUGGGGCUCAGUUGUACACUAUAUUGGAACUUUGUCGGGCAUUUGAUAAAAUAUUCAAGGAGCAUUUGGAUGGAGGGCGACCUGGCGGUGAUCGAAUAUAUGGGGUUUUUGAUAAUCAGCUACCUACUGCAUUGAAGAAACUGCCAUUUGACCGUCAUUUAUCCCUUCAAAAUGUGAAAAAAGUGGUAUCACAAGCAGAUGGUUAUCAGCCCCAUUUGAUUGCCCCUGAGCAAGGUUACCGUCGCCUAAUUGAAAGUUCUCUCAGUUUCUUUAAGGGCCCUGCUGAAGCUUCAGUGGAUGCAGUUCACUUUGUUUUAAAAGAAUUAGUGAGGAUAUCUAUAGGCGAGACUCAGGAGUUGAAAAGGUUUCCAACUCUCCAAGCUGAACUGGCAGCUGCUUCUUAUCAAGCCUUGGAAAAAUUCCGCGAUGAGAGUAAGAAGACAACACUGCGUUUGGUCGAAAUGGAAUCAACAUACUUAACCGUAGAUUUCUUCCGAAAGCUUCCACAAGAAGUGGAGAAGGCGGGGAACCCUGCUACAAACACUCCUGCAGCAGAUCGAUAUUCUGAGGGGCAUUUUAGAAGGAUUGCUUCAAAUGUGUCGUCUUAUAUUGGAAUGGUAUCUGAAACGCUGAGACUUUCCGUCCCUAAAGCAGUGGUUCAUUGUCAAGUUAGAGAAGCUAAACGCAAUUUGCUCAAUCAUUUCUAUAUGCUAGUUGGAAGAAAGGAGGCAAAGCAGCUUUCUCAGAUGUUGGACGAGGAUCCAGCCUUGAUGGAGAGGAGGCUACAACUGGCUAAGAGACUUGAACUGUAUAAAUCUGCGAGAGAUGAGAUUGACUCGGUAGCCUGGGCAAAAUGAUGACGGUAGUCUGGCUGCGUCUCAUGUAUCUGUAUAAUUAUAGUGAUUCCUUUUCUUUAUUUAUUGUUGUUGGUUUGCAAAUUCAUGUGUUUUGAUAUGGGCGAGGAACUUGCGUGUGCUUAUUUUCAUCCAGUUAAUGAAUGUAAACGCGUUUGUGUAAAUUUUGAUGUGAUGUUCUCUUAUUAUUAUGAUGAUACAUCAUAGUGUUCUCUUAUUAUUAUGUAACCCUUCAUUGGUGAUUGAACAAAAUUGGUUUACAAUA